CUCUGUUUCUUUCCUCUAGACUGUGGGGUUGUGUCUCUUGCUAUGAUGCCAGGGCAGAUUCCAGACCCAUCCCUGACAGCUGGCGCUCUGCCUGGCCUUGGCCCCUUGACGGGACUACCUGGUACCACCUUGACAGCAGAAGAGCUCAAGUAUGCUGAUAUUCGCAACAUUGGAGCCAUGAUCUCACCACUACAUUUCCUGGAAGUGAAACUGGGGAAAAGGCCUCAGCCAGUGAAAAGUGAGCUAGACGAAGAAGAGGAAAGGAGGAAAAGGCGCCGAGAAAAGAAUAAAGUAGCUGCGGCUCGGUGUCGGAAUAAAAAGAAGGAGAGGACAGAGUUCCUGCAGCGAGAAUCUGAGCGCCUGGAGCUCAUGAAUGCUGAGCUGAAAGCCCAGAUAGAGGAUGUGCGGACAGACAGUGUCAAAACACCUGAGAGCGAAGCCAAUCCGCUGCUCGAGCAGCUAGAGAAGAAAUGAAAGGGGGCACGGUGGGCCAGGGACCAAAAGACCAAGCAAGAUCUUUUUGACAGUCUCUCAUCUAUGUACUGUAUGAAGAACUGUGCACCAAAGAUUGGUGCAAACGGAACACAGUGUCCUCCCUUGGGGAUGGCGUGUACCAACCAAACGGAGGGAAUGUAGAGGGCGGCCACAGAAACAGCAGGAGGGGAAGCCGUUCUCCUGUUCGAGGCUUCACCCCAGUGGGCGUGGCAUCUGCUGCAAGGGCUCAUCUGGUGUCUCAUUGUGGCUUUUCAACCAGCCUUGGAGAACCUUCAAGACACCCAUUGGAGUGCAUCCCAAGCCUGGAACAUAUUGGGACGUGAGGAGGCAGCGCUGUGGCUUCCCACUUACCCCUCUUCUCACAGCUGAUGGUUGUCCCCGGAACAACAAGGGGAGGAAGAAGCCGGUGGCAGGCAAAGCUGCCCUGGCGUUAGUUCCUGCGUCCUCCCGCUUUGAACCCGGCCUGUGUUCUCUGCACUCUCUUCAGAACUAAACUAAACCAGAAACCAAGAAUGGCAAACACUUGACGCAAGUCCUGUCUCAUUGCUGGGCCUGUCUGUGGCACUGUGGCGCAGGCGCCCCCCCACAAGCACACCCCUCAGUAUAAUGUUUACAGCCCAGCUGUCCAGGCCAUGCUUUGAAAAUGCACAUUUUUACACUUUUUUAUAUUUUUUACAAAGUUUUUUUAUACAGCAGUCUCUAUAUGGAUUUAUAUAAUCACUAGAUGUGAUCCCAUAGAAAUGUAUGUUAUUAUGGUCUCUUUGUUACAUAUGCAUAUGCCACAGUUAUCUCCAUUGUGUUACUUGUUUUGGUGGCAUUGGCUCUUUUCCCUUGGCAUGCUGGGAAACAGGCCUGGGCCUCCACACAGGGUCUGCUGCCAUGUCCAUCCAUGUAUGUCAUUCAUAAUACUCAGUCCUGUAUC
Molecule: messenger RNA, 1417 nt
Organism: Gekko japonicus
Lineage: Eukaryota; Metazoa; Chordata; Lepidosauria; Squamata; Gekkonidae
Gene: JDP2
Product: Jun dimerization protein 2
Exons: 4
Coding region: 43-474 (143 amino acids)
Biological process (GO): regulation of transcription by RNA polymerase II
Cellular component (GO): nucleus
Molecular function (GO): DNA-binding transcription factor activity, RNA polymerase II-specific; RNA polymerase II cis-regulatory region sequence-specific DNA binding
Source: RefSeq, a predicted model, not a curated record